Striga hermonthica is the source of this 852-nucleotide messenger RNA. The record is from the annotation of a GenBank genome assembly. Lineage: Eukaryota; Viridiplantae; Streptophyta; Magnoliopsida; Lamiales; Orobanchaceae.
AUGGAAAUGGAAUCUUGCGUGCCGCCCGGAUUCAGAUUCCAUCCCACCGAAGAAGAACUCGUCGGCUACUACCUAAAAAGAAAGAUCGAUUCUCUGAAAAUCGAUCUUGAUGUGAUAACUGAUAUUGAUCUCUACAGAAUGGAGCCAUGGGAUAUUGAAACUGGCUUUUGGAAGGCGACCGGUCGGGACAAGGCGAUUGUCUCCAAGGAGAGAAUCAUAGGGAUGAGAAAGACUUUGGUCUUCUACAAAGGCCGAGCACCAAACGGGAGAAAAACCGAUUGGAUCAUGCACGAAUAUCGUCUCCAGACAUCCGGACUCGGACCCCCUCAGGAAGAAGGAUGGGUCGUUUGUCGCGCGUUCAAAAAGCCAAGCCCGAGCCACAAGCAAGGCUUCGAAGCUUGGAAAAACGCUUACUACAUUAGAAACAAUGAUGAUGCCUACAAGCCCCCAUCAUACCCGAGCACCCCGAAUCUCAUGCCUAAUUACGAUCCGGCCCUUGAUCAAGCUGCGAAUUUCCAACCAACCCCAAUAUUUUCCGCUAAAUCUCUCCAAGGCCCGUUCAAGAGCCAAAUAGUCGAGCUACGAAAGCUCGAUAGCCCGAGCUUUGCGACCAAUGAUAGUAGCUUCGAGCAUAGUGUUAUGGCCGAUGAGGAGAUUGAAAAUGAGAAGGGUAGUUUCGGAAAUCAAUUUUACGACGAGUGGAGGAGCUUCGACAAGAUGAUUGCACCACAAGUCGUGGGGUCAUCGUCGCCUUAUGCUUAUCCAAGCGCGCCCUUAGUUUCGAAUGGAGGCGUGAUGGAUGCUCAUAGCCAUUUCAGUUGUGUGCUCGAAUGCUUUCCUUAUGGUUUAUAG